AUGGGAUGUAGAAAUUCAAAAAUAUCUUCAUCAAAUACUGUUGUCUUAGGGGUUAUCCAGAUUAUGCUUGGCGUCUAUCAUGUUCUCAUGUGGUAUUUCCUAUUGCUGUUGUAUAUGGGACAAAUUAAAGGAGUAUUUGGGACUUAUGAACCUCUGACUUACAAAAUGGGAACUGGUUUGUGGGGACUUACUUUUAUCAUUUCAGGAACCUUCACAGUAAGAGCAGCAAAGCAUCAAAAUAAUAAAUAUUUGCUCCUCUGCGCCCUGUCCAUGAACAUACUCUGCAUACUAGUUACGAUCAUUGCAGCCAGCCUGACCGUCGUGGAAUUGGCUCAUUUUCGGUCUGUGUCAUAUAGGAAUUAUGGGCAAGCAAAGCUGGGGAGGGAAGUGUCCCGUAUUUUGUUGUUCUCCUACCCCCUGGAAUUCGGGAUCGCCCUCACGUACUCAGUCUGCAGCUGUUCAUAUUUGGGACGAGAACAAGAAGAUAGUUUAGAAAGUGUUACUGAAGUCAUGGAGAGCACAUUCUGAAUGCUGGCGACAUAAACAACGUUCCCGACUGCACACACCUGAUGUAUGUGCCCAGGAUAUUUCUAUAUAACAAGGCUGCUGCGCAAUGCAUGCAUUUUGUGCAAAAUGAAAUUCUCAACAGGUUAAACAUUACCCCUUGCUAUUUAAGGAAUGUCUACACACAUAUCUGCUAGGUUCCAGAGGGGAACACUUUUCCUAUGUAAACGAGAGACUAUCGCAAGGAAGCGUUUGCUAGCUAGCCACUCUGAAAAGCCGUCAGCUCUCCACAGCAGAUCUUCUGCGGUAGAUCAUAGAAACUGCCUGUAGCCUGUUGAGUGCAGGCUAGGAAAGUUGGAGCAUAGUCUGUAACUCAGAGGAAAACUUGAAUUUCUGUCCCUGCGAGUGAA
Molecule: messenger RNA, 914 nt
Organism: Alexandromys fortis (reed vole)
Lineage: Eukaryota; Metazoa; Chordata; Mammalia; Rodentia; Cricetidae
Gene: Ms4a13
Product: membrane spanning 4-domains A13
Exons: 6
Coding region: 1-528 (175 amino acids)
Cellular component (GO): membrane
Source: RefSeq, a predicted model, not a curated record